AUGUCGCCCAAACCCGAUGCCACCGUCGCAACAAUGCCUCUUUCGCGUGGAGAGAAGUGGGAGCCCGAAACGACGCUGCCAUCUCUCAGGACUGCUGCUUCAUCACAUGGACCGCAGCGGAAGGUGCGCAGUCCGAUGUCGAUGGACUCCGAUGCUGUUCGCGAGCAGGACGACUCGUUAUAUCUUCGACUUGGACAAGGUGCAAGGCACAGCUCAAAAAGGAUGGCGUUAGGAGUGGCUGCAGGGAAAAGAACCGAUACUGACUUAAUCGCUGAAUCCGAUGUCGACACCGCCGUGGUCCCGCUGCGGACACCUUCUCGGUCCAACCUGCCCCUGAUGUUCUCGCCUCUUCUGUCACCGCCUGCCGACGAAGCGAUGGAUAUGGAGGACCCCUUGGGAGAGCGUCUAUCACAGCGGAAUGUCUACGAUACGGCGCCGCCUCCGGGUUACAAAAGACUCAACAAGGUCCGCAGCUCUCGAAGACAUACUUGGGCCAAUGCACGCUCUGACAUGGAGCAGCCACAUAGUUCUGUCGACGGUUUGCAGAGUCGUGUAUUCAGACCCCGACACCUAUUGCCCCCAGGCCCCCAGGAGCCACUGUUCCAACAACUUCCCGUGCAGUUUCUGGGUGAUGGGUUUUCGGGUGAUGAGGCCAAGGCCAGGCCACACGGUAACCGUAAGAGAGUCAAGAGCGACAGCAGCAAUAGCGUCGGCUCGUCCAGCAAGAGAAAGAAAAAGGCGGACGUGUCGCCCAUCCUGGGGUCUCUCGACAUCGUCUCUUUGAGCCAGGAGGAGAGCGCAAUCGACAUGGCCGCCGCAGCGGGGGCAGCCUUUGCCGCGGCAAAGGCUGCCUCCCGGAUCAACACCGUCAUGGAAAUCAUUCCGCUGCGUCCCGUGCAUGCACCGCCGGCCAUAACUUGGGACUUCAACGACACACAAAGUCCUGUCAUCAAGACAGAAGUCGACGACGCAAACAUGGGUGAUGACGUUGUUGCAAUUCCCAGUAGCUGGAACGAAAAUGGACAGGUCAUCGAAAUCAUAGACGAUGAGGUUGCGGUUCACUAUUCGGCAUUGCCACCUUUGAGACACGAGCGGAGGAGGUCUCCAACAUGUUCGAGUUUGGCGGCGUUGGAAAGUUGA
Sporothrix schenckii 1099-18 is the source of this 1140-nucleotide messenger RNA. RefSeq lists its product as uncharacterized. The transcript has 2 exons. NCBI's taxonomy places the organism in Eukaryota, Fungi, Ascomycota, Sordariomycetes, Ophiostomatales, Ophiostomataceae. The record is from RefSeq and is a predicted model, not a curated record. Bases 1 to 1140 code for a protein of 379 amino acids.